AUGCUCAGCAACUCCAAUAUUAGAGGCGAAAGUAGCCUGAGUUCACCGCUAAAUUCUUACAUUCCCAAGAUCGAAUUGCUAAAAGAUCUAGAGAGCUUUGGCUCUGCACCAGGCAGACUGCAACUACAGCCAGCUACCUCCACUUCUUCUCCUGUAUCUUCAACAUCCACAGUAGUAGUUCCUUCUAACCAAGGUGAUGCUAUGAGCGACCCGAAAUCAAACUUGCUAGUGCACGGAUAUGUCCAUGGCCAUAUACACAAGCACAAAGAUCACACACACAUACACGGGCACAUCCACAACCAUGACCACAAUAAUUCUAAUAAAGUCGCUCAAAACAACUUUAAUGAACUUGAUUCAUGCAAAGAACUUGAAGCUGCUUCAUUCUGUGACGGUAUAGUCUGUGAUGAACUUGAUGACUGUUUCUUUUUAGAUUGCCACGAUGAAGAGGAGAACAACAGUACUAAGCAUGAACACAGUAAUAUAGAUUUCAUACCUGAUAUGAGCUGUUUCGAUCCUUCUUGUUCCAUAAAUCAUCAUGAGAAUAACUUAUGUGAUUUCCAGAUUGCAAAGAGACCAUUAUUCGAAUCUUUAAUAAAUAAUGUACACAACGAAACUGAAGAGAAAAGGCAAUUGAAGAAAUUGAAAAGUGACAAGAUUAUGGAAUUACACUUUCCUCAUAUAUGCCAUACGCCCCUGCAGCAGCAACCACAACAGCAACCACAACAGCAACUGCAACAGCAGUCACAAGAGCAACCGCAACAACAACUGCAACAACUGCAACAACAACUAGGACACUUGGACCUGAAUCUAAUUUCUCUGCUGAGUUCAUCCCCGCUGCUGACGUCGAACCUGUUUAAACUGCCAAUUUCAUCCAGAGCUUCUGAAUACAGCACCAAUCACUUGCCAGCGCACCAUAUCCAUAAUUCUUGCUUCCACACCAAAAUACAACACGAAGAAGACAUCAAAACUAUUUCCGAUUAUGAAUUUUAUGUACAGUUUAAUAAUUUUGAAAAAUCGCUUUCUAAUAGUGUUUCAAAUUUCAAAAAUAGUGGAGCAAGCACGGAAAUAGACCCACCACUUUUCCAGUGUCAAUGGGAUAAUUGCUUUAAUCAGAUUAAUGAUGACACAUUCAUUCAACAUCUUCUUCUGACUCACAUUAAUGAUGAUACGAAUUUUCGAAACAAUCAAACCCAACAGCACUUUCAGCAGCAUCAACAAGAACAACAACAACAACAACAACAACAACAACAACAACAACAUGACUUGCAAGAUAGGUCCAAAUUUCACUGUGAGUGGAACAACUGUGACUUUUCAAUUGACACAUUGGACUCUCUUUUAGAACAUGUUACUACUCAUAAGCAAAACUUUUUUAUACCAGGUAACAACUUGUUUCCCACUCAGACACAAGUUUUCCCCACUCCGACUUCAGCUUCUCCCCCAUCAGUUUCAAGUGAAAAUCUAGUUAACAUCACUUCUCUAAAGAUCUCACCUCGAGAACUUCCAGAGCCAAUAGAUGAAUCAUACACCUGUAAAUGGCAAAUUGGAACCGACGAAGAAACAGGAUCGCCCAUACCUUGCGGUAAAAGUCAUUCCCUGUCGGCAGAAUUACAAGAUCACUUGAUAGAUCACAUAGGACAAGGAAAAUCUAUUUAUCAUUGCGAAUGGGUAGGAUGUGAACGUCACAAAGGGAAGGCAUUUGUCCAAAAGCAAAAGUUAUUACGUCAUAUUCACAUACAUACGGGCCAUAAACCAUGUAAGUGUGAAAUAUGUGGAGCUAAAUUUGCAGUCGAGUCAAUGUUGAAGCAACAUUUGAGAAUUCAUACCGGAGAAAAGCCAUUUCAAUGCAGCAUUUGUGGAAAACAAUUCACUACUUCUUCAAGUUUAUCCAUUCACAAUAGGGUGCAUACCGGAGAAAAGCCAUUGAUCUGUAAAUGGCCGGGCUGUGGAAAGAGGUUUAGUGAGAGCUCGAAUUUAACGAAACACAUGAAAAUUCACAUGAAAUCCUUUCAGUGUGAAAUCUGUGGGAAGGAAUUUGAAAAGAAGCCUGAGUAUACAAAACAUUUAAAGCUUCAUGGUUAA
Molecule: messenger RNA, 2079 nt
Organism: Dujonia railenensis
Lineage: Eukaryota; Fungi; Ascomycota; Pichiomycetes; Serinales; Debaryomycetaceae
Source: the annotation of a GenBank genome assembly